Messenger RNA from Aplosporella prunicola CBS 121167, 2895 nucleotides. RefSeq lists its product as uncharacterized. Gene Ontology annotation, biological process: septin ring organization; establishment of cell polarity. Gene Ontology annotation, molecular function: protein binding; guanyl-nucleotide exchange factor activity. Gene Ontology annotation, cellular component: cytoplasm; division septum; nucleus. The transcript has 5 exons. The coding region runs from base 1 to 2895 and encodes 964 amino acids. The record is from RefSeq and is a predicted model, not a curated record. NCBI's taxonomy places the organism in Eukaryota, Fungi, Ascomycota, Dothideomycetes, Botryosphaeriales, Aplosporellaceae.
AUGCCGAACUCGAACCACGCGAGCUUCUCGACCUUCUCGUCGAGGGCCUCGGAUUCCUCCCAGGGAACCUCGGCCUCGACCCUCUUCCCCCAGCCGCCCAUUCCUACCUCGACCCCCGUCAACGGAGGCCCCGUCGUCGGCGCCGAAAAUGUAAUCAACAAGCGUGGCGACAAAGAGCAGUCGCUCUUCAUGAUCUGUUUGAACCUGCGCCGCCGCCUGAAGAACGUGCCCGACUUUGAGCAGACGCUCCUGGAGGAAGAGGAAUUCGCGGACGAAGACACCGACCCGGUCACACUGCUAUGGAGGACAUUCCGGAGGGGCUAUCCCUUGAUGACCAUUUACAACGCGCUCGAACCCGAGGUUCGUUUGGAGGUGGACAAAAACAAGGUUUCAGAGAAGAAACGAGAGCAGGCUGCCACGUACAAGUUUUUGUCGGCGUGCAUAAAUCAACUCAAAUUCCCCGCAGAAGACUGCUUCGUCAUCAGCGACCUUUACGGUGACGACACGACCGGCUUCGUCAAGGUCGCCAAGGUCGUGAAUCGAGUCCUCGAUAUCCUAGUCCAACAAGGCAUAAUAUCCAACGACACGGAGCAGGUCGACCCGUCUGCGCCAGCAACGGCCACUUCGACCAAGCGUACCCAUCGCCAGCAUGUCAUCGACGAACUCGUCACCACGGAACGAACGUAUGUUCAGCAUCUCGAGCUUUUGCAGGCGUUCAAGAAGCUUGUGGAAGAGAAGGGUGUCAUCACUGGUGAUGCUGUCCACGGCAUCUUCCUAAACUUGAACGCGCUUCUUGAUUUCCAACGCCGAUUUUUGAUCCGUGUGGAGCAGACCAACGCACAGCCAGAGUCGGAGCAAAACUGGGGCAGGUUGUUCGUUCUGUACAAGGAGGCAUUCAAGGUCUACGAGCCAUACAUUGCCAACCAAAAGAAAUGCGAGGAGGUGGCCAUGCAAGAGUUUGAAAGGCUGAAGGAGACCGGCGGUCCUCCUGAACUGAGGCAGAUGGUCGAAUCGCCAACUCAUCUCACCUCCUUCCUCCUCAAGCCUUUCCAGCGUCUUGCGAAAUAUCCUUUGCUUCUGAAGGAACUACGCGACAAGGGCGACUUGGACGACGCGAGAAAGGAGGACAUUUCUACCGGUAUCGAAGCAGCGUCGGCCGUCCUCAAGAGAACAAACGAAGCCAUCGAUCAGGAAGACCGUAAGGAAGCAGUGGAAGAACUCAAGGGCCGCGUUGAAGAUUGGAAGGGCCACAAAGUAGAGGGCUUCGGCGAUUUGCUCCUCUACGGCACCUUCACCGUUUUGAAGGGCGAUGGAUCAAGCCUGAAGGAUCAAGAGCGAGAGUAUAAAAUUUACCUUUUCGAGAUGAUCUUGCUUUGCUGCAAGGAAAUCAACCCCAACAAGCAGAAGAACAAACUUACGAACAAGCCCUUGUUUGAUCGGAGGGGCAAGCCCAAGCUUCAACUUAAGGGCCGGAUUUUUAUGCAGAAUGUCACCGACGCCAUUUCCACCAGCAAGCCUGGAUCUUAUACUUGUCAGAUUUUCUGGAAGGGCGAUCCUGGGAUUGAAAACUUUGUGGUCCGUUUUACCACGGAAGAGCUCAUGAAGAAAUGGGCAGCCCAGGUCGAUGCGCAACGAAGAAUCUUCAAGGAUGCCCAGACACGAUCCAGCACGAGUGCCAAACAGUCGACCACCUCUGCGACCGAAUUCACCUACAUCAGAGACAAUCAGGCGCAGCUUGAGAACCCGUACGCCGAGCAAGAGGACGACGAGGAGAUUGAUCCAGCCGACCCUAACGGGUAUCCGGCGGAUUACAGCCUUAAUCAAGAUACCCCAACUAUCCGCUCCCGCUCGGCGACCGGCGAAAGUGGCGUUAAUCCGCUCGACUCAUCGCGCUCGCCACCCCCGCGCUUGCCUUCCAAUGCCAUGCAAAACCCACCACUCUCGCUUCGGACACAACAACUCCAAGCGGGCGCUGUCUCGCCAGGCGGAGGGGUGCACAUGGACUCGUACUUCUCGCCACAACUUGAUUCACCCAUGUCGACGCGCACAAGCUCUUCGUCUGGUAUGUUUCCCUUUCCAAGACAACAAGCGCCUAACGGGUGGCAUGGAGACGACUACCGCUUCACUGCCCCAGCAAUGGGCCGCAAUGGCUCCCGCGACGCAUCCAGCGGGCCUCACGGCCGCAGCGGGCUUCAACGGCCAUCUCUACCUCCGAACGCUGGUGCCGCUAGUAUCAACUCGCAAAUCCGGUUUCGUUCAGCUAGCAGCCCUGAUAUCCACAACCACCUUCUCACCGCAUCGCAGCGCCGUAUCCCAGGCGGCUCGGUGCCAGAUGUGCCCCCCUUCCCCACUCACUAUGCAUAUAAUCCCGGCGUCAAUCGAAGCCAGACAAACUCCCCCAAUGUCCCCCCUACUUCGAACCCGCGAUCCGGCACGCAGUCACCUACCAUACAGAGGGAGAAGGCGGCGUUGCGGACACCCGGGUCCGAGAUCAAUUUGCACUUCGAUGCUAUGCCCUCGAGGACCGCGACGCCAGGUGGAGACAGGCCGGCCUCGCCGACGCUGGGCUCCGUGGCACCGUCGGAUGUUGCGAUCCCAUCGCAGCUCAAGGUCAAGGUGCACUGUCCGUCGGCGGGCACGACGAUGACGCUCGUAGUCAGCACCAACAUCAGCUUCCAAAGCCUCAAAGACCGCAUCGACGCCAAGCUGCAGCGCAGCACCAACAUGAGCCUCAGCUCGGGGCAGGUCAAACUCAAGUACAUUGAUGACGACGAUUACGUCAACAUCAUGUCGGACGAGGAUGUGCAGAUGGCCUUUGAGACAUGGAAGGAGCAGCACUGCGACCAGCUGCUUUCCGGGCAGCUUGGCGAGAUCGAGCUCUUCUGCCAGCGUUGA